This is a messenger RNA of Homo sapiens (human), 5526 nucleotides long. It is a transcript of the gene AP2A2, whose product is annotated as adaptor related protein complex 2 subunit alpha 2. Gene Ontology annotation, molecular function: protein kinase binding; disordered domain specific binding; protein domain specific binding. The record is from RefSeq and is a predicted model, not a curated record. Gene Ontology annotation, biological process: synaptic vesicle endocytosis; protein transport; vesicle-mediated transport. Gene Ontology annotation, cellular component: membrane; plasma membrane; clathrin adaptor complex. Lineage: Eukaryota; Metazoa; Chordata; Mammalia; Primates; Hominidae. The coding region runs from base 1317 to 3911 and encodes 864 amino acids. The transcript has 24 exons.
AGAAAGCGGCGCUGGGACCCUGAGGCGGCCGUGGUUAGGCGGCUCCCCGGCGGCUCCUCCGCGGCGGUGACGGCGACCGCACUCCCCGCUUCCCGCUCCCCGCGCUCCUCCGCCCGGGUCCGCCAGCCGAGGCCGCUCCCGAGCGUCGGAAGAUGCCGGCCGUGUCCAAGGGGGACGGGAUGCGGGGCCUGGCGGUCUUCAUCUCGGAUAUCCGCAACUCUCCGUGGUAACCAUGGAAACCAGCUGCCUUAUAACCAUGGUAGCUGGGAAAGCCAGCAGCCUAGCAGCUACUGGAGGGGACACAUGAAGGCUGGAGCUCCUCAGCAAGUCCCGGCUGCAGAGCAUGUCACUCUCGGACCUGUCCCACUUACUGAGCUUGCCAUCGUAUGAGCUAGCUCAGUGUGAAAACCCUGUUUCUGAAAGAGAGACUGUCAGUUGAGAAUUCUGUGUCCAGUAAAACUGUCCUUUGAAAAUAGAGGAAUUGGCUGGGUGUGGUGGCUCAUGCCUGUAAUCCCAGCACUUUGGGAGGCCAAGGUGGGUGGAUCAUCUGAGGUCGGGAGUUCGAGACCAGUCUGGCCAACAUGGUGAAACCCCGUCUCUACUAAAAAUACAAAAAUUAGCCAGGCGUGUUGGCGAACGCCUGUAAUUUAGCUACUCAGGAGGCUGAGUCACGAGAAUUGCUUGAACCUGGGAGGCGGAGGUUGCAGUGAGCCAAGAUUGUGCCACUGCACUCCAGCCUGGGUGAACAGAGCAAGAUCCUGUCUCAAAAAAAAAGAAAUUAAGAUAUUUCCAGGUAAACAAUAAACAGAGGACAUUUGUUGUUUUAGCCAACCUCCCUUAUAAUACAUACUGAAAGGAAUGUCUCAGGCUGGAAUGAAAGGACACUAGGUGGUAGGAUACGUGAAGAAAUAAAAGAACAACGGUGAAGACAGCUACAUAUGUCAAGUUAAAAGACAAUAAUUCCCACAUUUCAUGGGUGUGAGCUGAAAAAAAGACUUGAAGCUAACAUUCCUCUGCUGUCCCACUACAACACAGAAGACUUCUGUGACCCCAGAAUAUGUGGGGGUUUCUCCCCAUCGGCAAACAAGCUAUCAGUUCUGCAGCAGGCACCAGCGGGGUGUCCUCCAGCUUGAUUCUGACACCGUCUACCUGGAGGUAAAAGUAAAGAAGCAGAAAUAAAAAGGAUAAACAAGGAACUGGCAAAUAUCAGAUCAAAAUUUAAAGGUGACAAGGCUCUUGAUGGCUAUAGUAAAAAAAAGUACGUCUGCAAGUUGCUCUUCAUCUUUCUCCUUGGUCAUGACAUUGACUUUGGACACAUGGAGGCUGUGAACCUGCUGAGUUCAAACAGAUACACGGAAAAGCAGAUCGGCUACCUUUUCAUCUCUGUGUUGGUGAACUCAAACAGUGAGCUGAUCCGCCUGAUCAACAACGCCAUCAAGAAUGACCUGGCCAGCCGCAACCCCACCUUCAUGGGCCUGGCCCUGCACUGCAUCGCCAGCGUGGGCAGCCGGGAGAUGGCCGAGGCCUUCGCCGGGGAGAUCCCUAAGGUCCUCGUAGCCGGAGACACUAUGGACAGCGUGAAGCAGAGCGCGGCCCUGUGCUUGCUGCGCCUGUACAGGACGUCCCCCGAUCUUGUCCCCAUGGGCGACUGGACAUCCCGAGUGGUGCACCUGCUCAAUGACCAGCACUUGGGUGUGGUAACUGCAGCCACAAGUCUGAUCACCACUUUAGCACAGAAGAACCCAGAAGAGUUUAAAACCUCCGUGUCUCUGGCUGUCUCUAGGCUAAGCAGAAUCGUGACGUCUGCAUCCACAGAUCUCCAGGAUUACACUUACUAUUUUGUCCCGGCUCCCUGGCUGUCUGUCAAACUGCUGAGACUGCUGCAGUGCUACCCACCCCCAGAAGACCCUGCAGUGCGAGGCCGCCUGACUGAGUGCCUGGAGACCAUCCUGAACAAAGCCCAAGAACCGCCCAAGUCGAAGAAGGUCCAGCACUCCAACGCGAAGAAUGCCGUGCUCUUCGAGGCCAUCAGCUUAAUCAUUCACCAUGACAGUGAGCCGAACCUGCUCGUCCGUGCCUGCAACCAGUUGGGCCAGUUUCUGCAGCACCGCGAGACCAACCUGCGCUACCUGGCCCUGGAGAGCAUGUGCACGCUGGCCAGCUCUGAGUUCUCCCAUGAGGCUGUCAAGACGCACAUCGAGACGGUCAUCAACGCCCUGAAGACUGAGCGGGACGUGAGCGUGCGGCAGCGGGCCGUGGACCUCCUCUACGCCAUGUGCGACCGCAGCAACGCCCCACAGAUCGUGGCCGAGAUGCUGAGCUAUCUGGAGACAGCUGACUACUCCAUCCGAGAAGAGAUUGUGCUGAAGGUCGCCAUCCUGGCUGAGAAGUACGCGGUGGACUACACCUGGUAUGUGGAUACCAUCUUGAACUUGAUCCGAAUUGCUGGUGAUUACGUGAGUGAAGAGGUGUGGUACCGAGUCAUUCAGAUCGUCAUCAACCGGGACGACGUGCAGGGCUACGCGGCCAAGACUGUGUUCGAGGCUCUUCAGGCUCCCGCGUGCCACGAGAACCUGGUCAAAGUGGGCGGCUACAUCCUGGGGGAGUUUGGAAACUUGAUAGCUGGAGACCCGAGAUCCAGCCCGCUGAUCCAGUUCCACCUGCUGCACUCCAAGUUCCACCUGUGCAGCGUCCCCACCCGCGCGCUGCUCCUGUCCACCUACAUCAAGUUCGUGAACCUCUUCCCGGAGGUGAAGCCCACCAUCCAGGACGUGCUGCGCAGCGACAGCCAGCUCAGGAACGCAGACGUGGAGCUGCAGCAGCGUGCUGUGGAGUACCUGCGGCUCAGCACCGUGGCCAGCACCGACAUUCUGGCGACCGUGCUGGAGGAGAUGCCCCCAUUCCCGGAGCGGGAGUCCUCCAUCUUGGCAAAGCUCAAGAAGAAGAAGGGCCCCAGCACGGUGACAGACCUGGAGGACACCAAGCGGGACAGGAGUGUGGACGUGAACGGGGGUCCUGAGCCUGCCCCAGCCAGUACCAGCGCCGUGUCUACGCCUUCUCCGUCGGCAGACCUGCUGGGUCUCGGGGCUGCCCCCCCUGCCCCCGCGGGCCCCCCACCCUCCUCCGGCGGCAGCGGGCUGCUCGUGGACGUGUUCUCAGACUCGGCCUCUGUGGUCGCGCCUCUCGCUCCUGGCUCCGAAGACAACUUUGCCAGGUUUGUUUGUAAAAACAAUGGUGUGUUGUUUGAAAACCAGCUGCUUCAAAUUGGACUUAAGUCUGAAUUUCGGCAGAAUUUAGGUCGGAUGUUUAUCUUUUAUGGUAAUAAGACCUCCACGCAGUUCCUAAACUUUACCCCAACACUAAUCUGUUCAGACGACCUUCAGCCUAACCUGAACCUGCAGACCAAGCCCGUGGACCCGACCGUGGAGGGGGGCGCGCAGGUGCAGCAGGUGGUCAACAUAGAGUGCGUGUCCGACUUCACGGAGGCGCCAGUCCUCAACAUUCAGUUCAGGUAUGGGGGCACCUUCCAGAACGUGUCUGUGCAGCUGCCCAUCACUCUCAACAAAUUCUUCCAGCCGACAGAAAUGGCUUCUCAGGAUUUCUUUCAACGUUGGAAGCAGUUGAGCAAUCCACAGCAGGAAGUGCAGAACAUCUUCAAAGCAAAGCACCCAAUGGACACAGAAGUCACCAAAGCCAAGAUCAUUGGAUUUGGUUCUGCACUUCUUGAAGAAGUUGAUCCUAAUCCUGCGAAUUUCGUGGGAGCUGGAAUCAUCCACACGAAAACCACCCAGAUUGGAUGCCUGCUGCGCUUGGAGCCGAACCUGCAAGCCCAGAUGUACCGGCUCACGCUGCGCACAAGUAAGGAAGCCGUUUCUCAGAGAUUAUGUGAAUUGCUCUCAGCGCAGUUUUAGUCCUGAGGAUGGAAGACCAGGCUCGUGUGUCUUGUGUUGUCUUCGUCUGUGCCGUUUGUCUUCGUGGCCAUCCUGCAGAUGAGCACCGUGUCCAGUGCCACAGCACAAGGCGCCUCCCCGCCCCGCCGCCCCACACCUCUCCCCUUUGGGCUGGACGGGAACACACGUGUGUGGCUCAGGAGGAAAAGCUCAGCCUGGACUGUGGCAGCCACGGCAGAAGGUGGAUCUUGGGAUCAAUUUUUAUAAAAAUCGAGACAGUUCUGUGGUUAAAUCUACAAAUUAAAGGGAAAUUAGAAGUUGGCGUGAACGUGGCGUUUGUGGGAGUGUCACUGAGAUGGCCCGUGCUGCCGCCCACCCCGCCUCGGAGCCUCUGGGAGCAGCAGUGCCACUGUGCAUGGCGUGGGCUGAGCCUUGGUGUGUGGCCGUCCUGGUGGCUGCACACCUGGCGUCGUCCUGGGCCCUUGGGAGGAGCACAGCUGACCCUGGUUUUGCUGCAGUCCCAGCUGGACUGUUUUCCCAGGCAGGAUUUUAAUCUAGAAUUUAGAAACAUUUGUAUUUGUAAUGACUUCUGGCAAAAGCACGUGUCCUGGCCGGAUGUAACUGUUCUCCUUUCCCAGCUCCUGUUUGUGAAGGGCGUCUGUUAUGCUCCUGCAGUCGCCGAGGCCUUGGAUGUGCAGCCAGGGGAGGAGCGUCCUGCCGGCCCCGCAGGGCCCCCAGGACUCCAGGGUAAAGUGUGGGCCGGUGGCGCAAGACUCAGAGGUGUGCUCGUCUCUUUCCUGUCAGAGUGGGCGUCCCCAGGCCACGGUGCAGGCCUGAGUCCUUCCACCGGCCCCGUCCAGUCGUCCCUGGAGGGGCUGUGGAGGAGGGACGCCUCUGUGUGGUCAGGAAGUGAAGGGGCCAUUGGCCGCAUGCCAUGUGCCACCUGCGGCUUGUGUCUCACCUGUCAUCUGGACUCAGCACCCAGGCUGCACGUCUGACACCUGAGAGGCGAGAGAGUGGGGCCGGCCUAGGAGCCAAGGCUGGGGCCUUGCGCUCUGUCCCCAGGAUGGUGGCCUUGUUUGUCCUAAACACACCCAGCACAGGUUCUGGCUUCCUGACAUGCUGUGGAGGCAGGGAGGGUGGGUGGCCACAUGUGCUUGAGGGUUUUCACCCUGGCCCUCAGUUGCCUGCUGUGCGGGUCCCUGGGGCAGCUGCAGGGGCUCAUGGACCCAUCAGGGUCUCCACAGCUCCCCUGCAGUGUGUGCACCCCACAAUGUCUGCGGCUCUUCUUCCGGCGUGUCGGGCUUUGAUCACAGCAUAGCCACGUCAGUGGCGUGCGCCUCUCGCACAGGCCAUUCUGGGUCUGGUGGUGCCAGGUGCCGUGACACGCCGUGCUGGGCUUGUGCUGCAGCUGGGUGGUGUGGCCCUCAUUCUCAUGUUCCAGCUGCUGGGCAGUGCUCUGCCUGUGUGCUGCGCCUGCAGGCUGCGUGUGCUGCCGUGGAUCUCCUGCAUCCCUUGACCCCUCCCGCCAUCAGAGGAAAGGCUGCUCCCCGAGGCACCGCUUCCCUGUGCGGCGCUGCAGAGGGGCCCUCAGUGUGGCACUCCUCGUCAAAGAAAAAUAAAGGCUAGAACUGCA